Messenger RNA from Pistacia vera, 2122 nucleotides. Its product is annotated as imidazole glycerol phosphate synthase hisHF, chloroplastic. NCBI's taxonomy places the organism in Eukaryota, Viridiplantae, Streptophyta, Magnoliopsida, Sapindales, Anacardiaceae. The transcript is spliced from 19 exons. The coding region runs from base 73 to 1869 and encodes 598 amino acids. The record is from RefSeq and is a predicted model, not a curated record. Gene Ontology annotation, biological process: L-histidine biosynthetic process. Gene Ontology annotation, molecular function: oxo-acid-lyase activity; imidazoleglycerol-phosphate synthase activity.
UCGAGCAAUAACAUCAACUCAGAGACGGCGCAAACUACGCACUCCAUAUUACAUUAGAAAGAGCCGCCGCAAAUGGAGGCGGCGCCACAACCACCAUUUGCUUCAGUUUCAGAUUCACGACUGAACAGAAACACUCGAUCAUUCUCCUCCUUCUCUUCUUCUUCAUCUCUUCUUUUGUCUCGCAAAAAUGCUUUCUACAGAAACAAACACAGCAGAGUCAAGUUCAAAUCAUCCUCAACUCUCUGUCUUCGCGCCUCCUCUUCUUCUUCAGAUUCGGUUGUGACUUUGCUUGAUUACGGUGCUGGAAAUGUUCGUAGUGUGAGGAAUGCAAUUCGUUUUUUAGGUUUUGACAUUAAAGAUGUGCAAACGCCGGAAGAUAUUCUAAAUGCAAACCGGCUUAUAUUUCCUGGUGUUGGUGCAUUUGCUGCAGCCAUGGAUGUACUCAACAAGACAGGAAUGGCAGAAGCAUUAUGUACUUAUAUUGAGAAGGAUCGCCCAUUUUUAGGCAUAUGUCUUGGACUUCAGCUUCUUUUUGAGUCUAGCGAGGAGAAUGGACCAGUGAAUGGUCUUGGCUUGAUACCAGGUGUGGUUGGGCGUUUUGAUUCAUCUGGUGGCUUCAGAGUGCCACAUAUUGGCUGGAAUGCUUUGCAAAUCACAAAAGACUCUGAAAUUUUGGAUGAUGUUGGAAACUGCCAUGUUUAUUUUGUCCACUCUUACCGUGCCAUGCCAUCAGAAGACAACAAAGAGUGGGUUUCAUCUACAUGCAACUAUGGUGACAAAUUUAUAGCAUCUAUUAGAAGGGGGAAUGUGCAUGCAGUUCAAUUCCAUCCGGAGAAGAGCGGAGAUGUCGGCCUUUCCGUAUUGAGAAGGUUCUUGUAUCCAGAGUCGACUAUGCUAAAGAAGCCAACUGAAGGGAAGGCCUCACAGCUUGCAAAGAGGGUUAUUGCUUGUCUUGAUGUGAGAGCAAAUGAUAAAGGAGAUCUUGUUGUCACCAAAGGAGACCAGUAUGAUGUAAGAGAGAACACAAAAGAGAAUGAGGUUAGAAACCUUGGCAAGCCUGUAGAGCUUGCUGGACAGUACUAUAAAGAUGGAGCUGAUGAGAUUAGUUUUUUGAAUAUCAUCGGUUUCCGUGAUUUCCCGCUAGGUGAUUUGCCAAUGUUGCAGGUGUUAAGGUUAACUUCAGAGAAUGUUUUUGUGCCUUUAACUGUUGGAGGUGGGAUAAGAGAUUUUACCGAUGCAAACGGCAGGUACUAUUCUAGUUUGGAAGUAGCCUCAGAAUAUUUCAGGUCUGGGGCUGACAAGAUUUCUAUUGGAAGUGAUGCAGUUUAUGUUGCUGAAGAAUAUUUAAAAACUGGAGUGAAGACUGGAAAAAGCAGCUUAGAACAAAUAUCUAGAGUUUACGGGAACCAGGCAGUGGUUGUUAGUAUUGAUCCUCGUAGAGUAUACCUUAAUAAUCCUGAUGAUGUGGAGUUCAAGGCUAUAAGAGUGACAAACCCAGGUCCAAAUGGAGAAGAAUAUGCUUGGUAUCAGUGUACAGUUAGUGGUGGGCGAGAAGGUCGACAAAUUGGAGCUUAUGAGCUUGCAAAAGCAGUUGAAGAGCUGGGAGCCGGAGAGAUACUAUUGAAUUGCAUUGAUUGUGAUGGUCAAGGCAAAGGAUUUGAUGUAGAUCUAAUAAAGUUGAUCUCAGAUGCCGUGAGCAUCCCUGUCAUCGCUAGUAGUGGUGCCGGUGCUGUUGAACACUUCUCUGAAGUGUUUAGGAAAACAAAUGCAUCAGCUGCCCUUGCUGCCGGCAUUUUCCAUCGGAAGGAGGUGCCCAUUCAAUCUGUAAAAGAACACUUGUUCAAGGGAGGCAUAGAGAUCAGGAUCUAAUUUAAUCAAACCUGUGAAAGCAAAGAGAAAUUUAUCUGACUGAAGUUCGAAGAGCAUAGAAGUGCAUCGUUUUCACCAGGCGCCUGCUGCAUGUAUUAGUAGUAAUUUUUUGCAGCUCCGUAAUCCAGGUUCAAAUAAAUUCACUUUGAAUUAUUCACAAUAUAAAUUAUGGGAAUCAUCUGAUGCUAAGAACUUCCCUUGAAAUUUCUUUUCUGUUACUAUGUAUUCAACAGUUUUAUCCGAAAAGUUGAUA